Thalassophryne amazonica is the source of this 2574-nucleotide messenger RNA. RefSeq names its product ubiquitin-conjugating enzyme E2R 2 (gene ube2r2). Gene Ontology annotation, biological process: ubiquitin-dependent protein catabolic process; protein polyubiquitination. The record is from RefSeq and is a predicted model, not a curated record. The coding region runs from base 501 to 1283 and encodes 260 amino acids. Gene Ontology annotation, molecular function: ubiquitin conjugating enzyme activity. The transcript is spliced from 6 exons. Lineage: Eukaryota; Metazoa; Chordata; Actinopteri; Batrachoidiformes; Batrachoididae.
UUCCGCAGGCACGCGCAACGAUAGCCGGAAGCAUCGAUGGGAGGAAAAUAAAUAUCGAUUAAUUUCAGUGUAAUUUUCGAGGGUAAACCUCUUACUUUUGGCCGUUUUAGAGAACGUAGGUUGGGACGUGUCGGGUUUUAAGGCCGGCAGCGUGCUGGAGGGGACGCUACAGAGCAGAGGAGCUGCUCCGUUUGGACCAAGUUGCUCGGCAGGGGUUUAGCUGACGUGUGGAGAAGUUGAGACAUCCAGAGAGCAGAUAAACAAACAUAAACAAGCAGAGAUCGGCCGAGUGCGCCUUCGAACCGAACCGGCAACCCGCAGAGAUGUCAGGGAGAGCGAGUGUCCUGGUUUGAUGCCGACGAUGGUCCACAGGACACCGUGACUCGCACUGAUUCGAGCUCCAUGUUAACUGUCAACAGUGGAACACAAAGAAUUUGGCAAACAGCACGAGGACAUUAGCAGACUGAUCCCGAGUCAGUGGUGUCAGAAGUGGGAUUAACAUGGCCCACCAGGCAACCCCGAGUUCCCAGAAGGCCCUGAUGAUGGAGCUGAAGUCUCUGCAGGAGCAGCCUGUGGAGGGCUUUCGCAUCACUCUGGUGGACGAGUCUGACCUCUACAACUGGGAGGUGGCCAUCUUUGGCCCCCCAAACACCCUGUACGAAGGCGGCUACUUUAAGGCUCACAUCAAGUUUCCUGUGGAUUACCCAUACUCCCCACCUACCUUUCGCUUUCUCACCAAGAUGUGGCACCCUAACAUUUAUGAGAAUGGAGAUGUGUGCAUUUCCAUUCUACACCCACCUGUUGAUGACCCUCAGAGCGGGGAGCUGCCCUCUGAAAGAUGGAACCCCACCCAGAACGUCAGGACCAUCUUGCUCAGUGUAAUCUCACUGCUUAAUGAGCCCAACACCUUCUCACCUGCUAAUGUGGACGCCUCUGUCAUGUUUCGCAAAUGGAGGGACAGCAAAGGCAAAGACAAGGAGUAUGCAGAGAUUAUCAGGAAACAGGUGCUGUCGACGGCAGCGGAGGCAGAGCGUGAUGGCGUCAAGGUCCCGACAACGUUGGCGGAAUACUGCGUCCAGACCAGGGUUCCCUCCCAGGACAGCAGCUCAGACCUCCUGUAUGAUGACCUCUAUGAUGAUGACAUGGAGGAAGAGGACGAGGAAGAAGAUGAGAGCGAGAUGGAGUCUGUAGGUGAAGCUGGGGGGUCCUGCAGCAUGGAAGACGGUGGGACAUCCACCAGAUGUUACGACAACCAGGAUGACUCUGGCAACGAGGAGUCAUGAUGAUCUGAUUGACAAAUCCUCGCUGCCACCCCUUCCCCGCGCCCCUUCUUUUAUUUGUCUUUGUACAAUUUUGAAAACGUGUGUGUGAGCAUAUACAGUGGGGUCCAAAAGUCUACUGCCAAAAACUUUCAUUGUUUGUUAAAAACAUAACAAUAGUACAAAAUUUUUGAUCAAAUCCUUGUUGGUACUGUUGUCACUUAAAGUCAGAAUUUCUCAAGGUGUAGUGUUUCUACCAUUUGCCUUAAUUACAACGUACACGCUUGGAUGAUUUCUAAACAUUUGAGUAUUUCAAUUGCAACUGAAAGUAAUUAGUGAUAUUUUUUUCCAGACUACGUCAUAUAGUUUUGAUGUCUAAAUGGUACUAUAUUUGGUCUCCGAUGGAACAAUCCAGUACACAAAGUAGAGAAAAUAAUUUAUGCUUUUACUUGCAGCUAAUCUACAGAUGCGUGGCAUGUUAAAGAAAAAACUGAGUGUUUUAGUGAGGUGUUGUGUCACCAUGUGGCUCCAGAACAGCUUUAAUUUUUUAGAAUGCUGAUGGAGGGAUGGAACACAGUUAGCUGUUCCCACAUUUGGUGUUUUGACGAUAAUGGUUGCCAGACACGUUGGUCCAAAAUGUCACACAGUUGUUCGGCUGGGUUGAGUUCUUGUGGCUUUGUUUAUACAUAUCACAGAGUAUGAUUAGAUGUUCAGUGCUGAAUUACGAGCUCGCGUCGUCGUCUUGUAUUGCACAUUGGCUGAAUGAAUGAGCGACACGAGCAGUGUACACUCCUGAGUUAGCAGGCUAGCUAAUUAUCUUGACAUUUAUAUUAUAAAUGUCAAGAUAUAAAUUUUAUAUCCACUAAAAAUGUAACAGGUUAAAAACAGGUCUAUAAAUAUUUGAACAUUUGGCAGAGAUGUCAUAUUAACUACGUAUCUACCACACCAUAGGCAAUUUGAAGCAAAUGAUAAAUGAAUCUGAUUGGGUUCAACAAUUUUUAUUUUUAGUCCCUGUUCUUAUUGGGACAAAUGAAUUAUCAGUUUCUAUACAUAGUUGCAAAUUCAUUAUAGUUGCCUGAAGUCUGGAACCCAUAGACAUCUGCCGACACUGGGACUUUUUUUUUAGAUGUGUCUUCACUUCCUCUUUGUUUUUGAGGCAUUUUGGUUUCAGAAGGUGGAAAUGAACUUGACCACUGGGAGACCAUUCCAUAUCUUUUGGUGCUUUCUCAUUUAUGUUUGGGAUCAUUGACCAUCGGCACUGAUGAUGUGUUUUGAAGAAUGUGACCGUAUGCAAGCAGGUCAUUUAGUCCCAAAG